Molecule: messenger RNA, 1254 nt
Organism: Phialemonium atrogriseum
Lineage: Eukaryota; Fungi; Ascomycota; Sordariomycetes; Cephalothecales; Cephalothecaceae
Exons: 1
Coding region: 442-1254 (270 amino acids)
Source: RefSeq, a predicted model, not a curated record
GGGGACACUAAUUAACUCCAGUUCCAGUUUCCGAGCCCGACUCAAGCCCGACUCAGGGCUGUCUCAACAUUUUCAAUAUUGCAAUAUAAACUCUGUGGGCAACGAGUACAUAAACCCGGUCGAGAUCAAGGCAACCCAACAAUUCGUGUUGCUCAUGUAAUUACACUCGAGCAAUAUGCCGCUUUAACCGGAGCCAGUCCAGGUAGGAGGCAAAAGUCAAGGUAGAAGACAAAUUACGACUGUUCCAAGUCCCGGCAUUUUGCCAGCCAACCCAAAUAACGGGGGACCGGCAGAUUGACUGCCAAUCUAUACCGGUGCUGGGAACAGCCUGGCCCACGACCAUGCCGCAUAUUUAGUCUCGGACGGGGCUCUGGAUUCCUCGGGAUGAAAUGACUCACGCAAGAUAGGCAUCCACCCAUCAAGCCUGCGAUCCAUCCCACCAUGAUCCACUCAUUUUUCGUCGUCGCGGCCCUGGCUUCAGGGGUAGUGGCCGACUGCACCCGGGCCGCACUCCAAGAAUCAGCCGAUCGAUACCUCGAGUCCCAGAGCACCGGCGAGCUACAGUCCAUCUUCGCCGCCGACACGGUGGUAUACGAGGAGAACAACAAAGUCACAGACAUCAAGACCAGCAUCCUCAAGCAGCCCCUCAAGAUCGACCAUAACCACACCAUCCUCGACACGACCGCCUGCGCCGCCUACCUCGAGCUAAUCAUCACCGACGCCCGCAACCCGCACGUCAUCGGCACGCAGAUCCGGCACAACACCACCGCGGACGGCAGCAGCCUCGCCGUAACCAAGAUCGACUCGAUCGUCUCGACAACCGGCGACUGGCAAUUCAACGCCACCAAGAGCCUCUCGUACAUCCUGCAGGAGGACUGGUCAGCCCCCGCGGCGCCCGACAGCCGGGCCACGCUCCAGGCGGCCGCGGACGCGUACCUGGACCUCUGGGGGAACUCGGACGCGCCGGUGCCGUGGGGCACGCCGUGCGAGCGGAUGGAGGGCAGUUCGUACACGGGCAGCGGGUCGGCGACGGACUCGUGCAACGUGGGGAUACCGACGGGGGCGGACGUCCUGCCCGUGACCGGGAGGCGAUACGUCGUCGACGAGGAGAUGGGCGCCGUGAAUGUCCUGUGUACCAUGUCGGUUAUGGGGAAUGCGCCUGAUAGCCAUGAGUUCCGGCUCGUGGGGGGGAAGCUGAGGUAUGUGCAUACCAUUACGAUUAUGCGGCGUGCGAAAAAGAGGGUGCCUGCUUGA